This is a messenger RNA of Solea solea (common sole), 4128 nucleotides long. RefSeq lists its product as uncharacterized. Gene Ontology annotation, molecular function: nucleic acid binding; zinc ion binding. The transcript is spliced from 2 exons. NCBI's taxonomy places the organism in Eukaryota, Metazoa, Chordata, Actinopteri, Pleuronectiformes, Soleidae. The record is from RefSeq and is a predicted model, not a curated record. The coding region runs from base 1 to 4128 and encodes 1375 amino acids. Gene Ontology annotation, biological process: DNA integration.
AUGGAAGGACAAUCUCCGCUGUCGCUGGCCCUUCAGCACCUCGCUGCGAUGCAGGAGAGCACCACCACGCUGCAGCAGCAGCAGUCCCAGCUCCUCGCGGACAUUGCGGCGUCACAGCGGGACGAUCGUGCUCUCCUGCGGGAGCUGCUGCAACGCCCGGCUGCCCAUGGCGCCGACCCGGAGCCCGGUCGAGGACGGUCUCCGCCCGUCGCCCUGCAGCGGAUGACCGCGGAAGAUGACCCGGAGGCAUACCUGGACAUCUUCGAGGGCACGGCGGAGGCGUGUGGGUGGCCGGAGGAGGAGAGAGCGCUUCGGCUUCUUCCCCUGCUCACCGGCGUGGCGCAGCUGGCCGCGCACAGCCUGCCGGCGGCCGCGCGCCACAACUACACACAGCUGAGGAGAGUCAUCCUGGACCGGCUGGGCAGUACGUCGGAGGGACACCGGCGGCGGUUCAGGGGGCUCUCCUUUAAAGGAGCCGGGCGCCCCUUUGCAUACGCGCAGCAGCUCCUGGACGCAGCGAGGCGCUGGCUCCAGCCGGGGACCCACUCCGCUGAGGACGUCGUUGGACAGGUGGCGCUGGAGCAGUUCAUCGCUGGGUUACCACCGUCCACAGCCAAUUGGGUCCAGUGCCACCGCCCGGCCAACAUCGAGGCAGCGAUCGUCCUCGCGGAGGACCAUCUCUCUCUUCCCCGGCGGAGCAUGAGGGAGGAGACCAGGCCAGCGACGAUCCCUGCCAGCCGUCCCACUCCAGCCCCGAGGAGGAGGUUCCCAGCGGGCCCAGCCUACGCGUCUGAUCACCUGGCACCCCGGGGGGCUCCUAAGACGCCAGGGCAGGUGUGCUGGCGGUGUGGGCAGCCCGGCCACAUCAGAGCGGAGUGCCCGCUCAUGGAAGUGGGGCAGGUGGUUCGGGUUGCCGGGCCGCCGGCCCCCUCCCCCGGUUCGGAAGGGACGUACCGUAUACCGGUAUGUAUACAAGGGGGUACACAUCAAGCUCUGCUGGAUUCUGGUUGUGAACAGACCAUGAUCCAUCAGCGCUUGGUUCGACCGGGGGCAUUGUUAGAGGCAUCGUGGGUGAGGGUGAGGUGUGUGCAUGGGGAUAUUCACGAUUAUCCUGUGGUGGCUCUGGAAAUUUAUUUUAAAGGGAAAAAACAUAGAGUAAAGGCUGGAGUUAGUACUCGCCUCACGCACCCUCUAAUUUUGGGAACAAAUUGGCCGGGGUUUACGAGCUUAGCAGGGGAAACCAUGGGGGUGCGGUCACGUAAGUCAGGGAAAUGUGAGUUAUGUGCUGUCCUUAGUGGUGAGGCGGAGGUGCCGCAUCCCGACGCUGCUGCGGGGGGGGCACAGAUGGCGCCCAUGGAAGAUUUUCCCCUAGCACAGUCUCGGGAUGAGACCCUCCGCCACGCCUUUGACCAAGUGAUGGAAAUUGAUGGUUGUCCGGUUCACCCUAACGCAGCACUCUCUCACCCCUACUUUGUUGUCGUUAAAGACCGUUUAUACAGAGUGAGUCGUGACACUCGAACAGGGGAAGAGCUCUCCCAGUUGUUAGUCCCAAAAAGCCGCCGAGAAACGAUUUUCCAGGCGGCUCACCACAACCCCAUGGCGGGUCACCUCGGAUAUGAUAAGACACUGAACCGGAUCAUGGCCCGAUUUUACUGGCCGGGCAUUCGGGCGGAUGUAAGUCGGUGGUGUGCAUCCUGCCGCGAAUGUCAAUUAGUCAACCCUCCGGCCACCCCAAAAGCGCCCUUGCGCCCAUUACCAUUGAUGGAGGUCCCUUUUGAUAGACUUGCCAUGGACCUCAUCGGGCCAUUAGACCGGAGCGCACGGGGAUAUCGCUUUGUAUUAGUUCUAGUGGACUAUGCAACGCGAUAUCCCGAGGCAGUACCCUUGCGCAACAUCUCGGCGAAGAGUGUUGCACAGGCACUGUUUCAGGUCAUCUCCCGAGUUGGGAUCCCGAAAGAGAUCCUGACUGACCAGGGCACAUCGUUUAUGUCACGUACACUACGCGAGCUAUACGAAUUACUGGGCGUCCGCUCAAUCCGGACUAGUGUGUACCAUCCCCAGACUGAUGGCCUGGUGGAGCGGUUUAACAAAACGCUAAAGAACAUGAUUCGUAAGUUCGUACACGAGGAUAGUCGUAAUUGGGAUAAAUGGUUGGACCCUCUGUUGUUUGCAGUGCGGGAGGUGCCCCAGGCCUCCACGGGUUUUUCGCCCUUUGAACUCCUGUUCGGCAGAAAACCUCGGGGUGUCUUGGACCUGGUUAAGGAAAACUGGGAGGCGGGUCCAAGCACCAGUAAAAAUGAGGUACAGCACGUACUGGACCUGCGAGCAAAACUCCAUUCACUGGGUCAGUUAUCACGGCAGAAUUUGCUCCAGGCCCAGGAACGUCAACAGCGGCUGUACAACAGAGGGGCUAAACUUAGACAGUUUUCACCGGGAGAUAAAGUGCUUCUAUUGCUACCAUCGUCUAGCUCCAAAUUACUCGCCAAGUGGCAAGGGCCCUUUGUGGUCACACGGCGGGUGGGGGAGGUUGACUAUGAGGUUGUGCGUUCUGACAGGGGUGGAGCAACACAGAUUUACCACCUUAACCUCCUCAAAGCCUGGAGGGAGGUGGCGUCUGUUUCUCUGGCCACCACGUUGAUUGAGAGAGAUGAGCUGGGACCGGAGGUGACUAAAUCAAACAGGUCGGCGCCGGUCCCCGUUGACGUUCAUCUCUCGCCGGGCCAGAGAGCAGACGUGGCCUCGUUGCAGCGGCAGUUUGCCGACGUGUUCUCUCCCCUGCCAGGACGCACAAACCUCAUACACCACCACAUAGAAACUUCCCCGGGUGUGACAGUGCGUUCACGACCCUAUCGCCUGCCGGAACAUAAGAGGAAAACUGUUCAGGCAGAACUUCAGGCUAUGUUAGAGAUGGGAGUAAUAGAAGAGUCCAACAGUGACUGGUGUUGCCCCAUUGUUCUUGUUCGCAAGUCUGAUGGGUCAAUACGGUUCUGUGUGGACUACCGUAGAGUCAACGAGGUGUCCAAAUUCGAUGCCUAUCCAAUGCCCCGGGUCGACGAACUCCUGGAUCGGCUGGGCACGGCUCGCUUUUUUACGACACUGGAUUUGACCAAGGGCUACUGGCAGAUUCCCUUGUCGCUAGAGUCCAGGGAAAAAACGGCCUUCUCCACUCCGUAUGGUUUGUACCAAUUUGUCACGCUUCCAUUUGGGUUGUUCGGGGCCCCAGCCACGUUCCAGCGCCUCAUGGACCGGGUGCUGCGGCCUCACUCUGCAUAUGCUGCGGCCUACUUGGAUGAUGUCAUCAUUCAUAGUGAGACCUGGGAGCAGCAUAUGCAGCAGGUGGGAGCAGUGCUGGAGUCCCUGAGGAGGGCGGGGCUCACGGCCAAUCCAGGGAAGUGUGCAGUUGGACGGAGGGAGGUACGGUAUUUGGGGUACCACUUGGGGGGAGGGCAGGUGCGGCCACAGAUACAAAAGACCGCAGCGGUUGCAGCCUGCCCAAGACCCAAGACCAAAAAAGAGGUUAGGAGGUUUCUGGGGCUGGCCGGUUACUAUAGGAGGUUCAUUCCGGCCUUCUCGGAGCUGACCAGCCCCCUAACCGACCUGACCCGAAAAGGUGCCUCAGAUCCGGUCCAGUGGACGGAGCCGUGUCAGCUGGCGUUUGAGAGGGUUAAGCAAGCCCUCUGUGGGGAGCCACUUUUGUACACACCUAACUUUUCUCUCCCUUUCAUCCUGCAGACCGACGCCUCGAACAGCGGGCUGGGGGCCGUUUUGUCCCAGGAGGUGGAGGGGGUCGACCGCCCCAUACUGUACAUUAGCCGGAAGCUAGCUCAGCGGGAGGUGAGCUACAGUACGGUGGAGAAAGAGUGCCUCGCCAUACGGUGGGCGGUCGGUGCCCUCCGCUACUAUCUCCUGGGGCGCCCAUUCACCCUCUGGUCGGACCAUGCCCCGCUCCAAUGGCUCCACCGCAUGAAAGAUGCCAACACGCGGAUCACUCGCUGGUAUCUGGCUUUACAGCCUUUCCGGUUCAAGGUGAUCCAUAGGCCGGGGAACCGCAUGGCCGUGGCCGACUUUCUCUCCCGCUCUGCGGAGGGGGGGGGUAGUGGGCUUGCGGCCGGCGGGGUCCCGGCCUAA